Messenger RNA from Cutaneotrichosporon cavernicola, 660 nucleotides. RefSeq lists its product as uncharacterized. The record is from RefSeq and is a predicted model, not a curated record. The transcript is spliced from 2 exons. Bases 1 to 660 code for a protein of 219 amino acids. NCBI's taxonomy places the organism in Eukaryota, Fungi, Basidiomycota, Tremellomycetes, Trichosporonales, Trichosporonaceae.
AUGUCCGGCUUCGGAAGCAGCGACAACUACGGUUCGAACCAGUCCGGCGGUGGCGGCGCCGGCGGCUACGGAUCCUCCAACCAGUCUGGCGGCAACGACAGCUACGGCUCCUCCAACCAAUCCGGCGGCAACGACAGCUACGGCUCCUCCAACCUGUCUGGCGGCAACGACAGCUACGGCUCCUCCAACCUGUCCGGCGGCAACGACAGCUACGGCUCCUCCAACCUGUCCGGCGGCGGCUUCGGUUCGUCGGGCCGUGACAACCAGUCCGGCGGUGGCGGCUUUGGCUCGUCGGGCCGCGACAACAAUGACAGCUACGGCUCGUCGGGUCGUGACAACCAGUCCGGCGGUGGAGGGUUCGGCUCGUCGGGUCGUGACAACAACGACAGCUAUGGCUCCUCGGGGCGCGACACCGACAGCUAUGGUUCUAAGAAUCAGUCGGGCGGUUUCGGCUCCGGGGGUCGUGACAACAACGACUCGUAUGGCUCGAACCAGACCCAGUCGGGCGGUUUCGGCUCGUCGGGUGGUGGUAACGACGACAGCUACGGCUCUAGCAACCAGCAGAGCGGCGGCUAUGGCCAGCAGGGCGGCCAGGGCGGUUACGGUGGCGGCCAGCAGGGCGGCCAGGGUGGUUACGGUGGCGGCCAGGACAACUACUAA